GUGCUUAACCGUGGAAUUAUCUACAAGUAUGUCGUUGGUGCCGCCAGGGGGCGGGGAUUCGCCGAGUCCUCGUCGAGCUGUGAGCCCCCUCCUCGAGUCCCGCAGGCCUCACUGUACAUUGGCGUGCGACUAUUGCGCGGCCAUCUUGGAAGACAAGUUUAGACGUAAUGCAGACAUGCGGAAUCGUGGCACAUCACCCCUGUCAGUGUCACCGCGUCAGUCCCUCACCGGGGAGCCGCCUUGGACACUGCCGGACGACGACCGACCCGACUUCUCCGCACUGAAGGAAAACAUUCAUAGGAUCAACAAGGACUGCGAAACAUCUACUCGACUGGACAUGUUACUUACGCAAGUUGAACAGUACGCAAACAAUCUGGAGGCUCUCGUGGAGGAACGGACGUCAGACUAUUUGGAAGAGAAGAGAAAAUGCGAGGAAUUAUUAUACCAGUUAUUGCCUAAGUCCGUGGCCUCACAGCUCAUAAUGGGUCAGCCGGUGAUGGCAGAGACUUACGACCAAGUGACGAUCUACUUCAGUGACAUUAUUGGCUUCACCCAGCUCUCGGCUGAGUCCACGCCGCUCGAAGUUGUGGACCUACUCAACGACUUGUACACCAGCUUCGACUCCAUCAUUGAGAACUUCGAUGUUUAUAAGGUGGAGACAAUUGGUGACGCAUACAUGGUGGUAUCUGGCCUACCAAUGCGGAAUGGUAACCGCCAUGCAGCUGAAAUAGCGCGCAUGUCACUCGCCUUACUGCGCGCUGUGAGGGUAAAGACUGUGCCUCACAGGCCUGGAGAGAGAUUACUGCUGAGAAUUGGAAUGCAUUCAGGUCCCGUUGUUGCCGGAGUGGUUGGUUUGAAGAUGCCUCGAUACUGUUUGUUUGGAGACACAGUGAAUACGGCGUCAAGAAUGGAGUCUCAUGGAGAAGCACUAAAGAUUCACGUCAGUCCCAAAACCAAAGAAGUUCUCGACCUUUAUGAUUGCUUUGAACUCGAGUGCCGCGGGGAGAUUACGAUGAAGGGUAAAGGAAAAAUGACUACGUAUUGGUUACUAGGUGAUAAAACAAGUACAAUUGAUACCAAAACGCCUAGUGUGAUUAAUUACAGUGAAAACACAGUCACAAACAAUCCAAGCAUAACAUUCCAAGGACCUGAUAGUCCAGCUUCUCAUUCGUUGACACACAGUCAAAGCCCAGAAAGAAAUGGCACAAAAGAAAACGUCACCAGCAAAGCAGCUGAUAUAUUAACAGAAAGAGAACGUAUAAAGCACGAAAUAGCCACAUUUGUAGCUAAAGAUCUCAUUAACAAUAUAGACAAUGCUGUAAGGGAAUUUAGAUUAUCUCAAAGCGCGACUAUGGCUGCACUUAAUAUUAGUAAUACUGGUGUUAGUAACAAACCAGUUUGUAAUGGUAACGAUAAAGGCCUAAUCACACCUACUUAUGAUAAAGAGCUUGUUAUUAAUAAAGGAAAAGUACGAGACGUUGUAAACAGACUUAACAGUACUAUGAAUAGCACAAACGAAACCAAUAAGAACACCAAAGGCGAAAGUAAAAAGUGAAUCUGGUGGAGACUGAACCUUUUACUGAAGAAUCUCUUUUAUGAUCUCAAAUCUUUUAGAUGUCACCAAGGACAAAGUAAAUGAUCGCAAUCACUAUAUUUAUUUAUUAAAACUUAAUAUAUUACUGUAUAUUCAAAAUAGUAUUAUACUGUAGUGCAAAGCACGUAAUGAAGUAACGGACUAGUCAAUCAUUUAAGAAUUUUUCGUAUAGUAAACUAAGUAUUUUAACAAUAUUGUUAGAUGUAGCACUUAUUAAAUGUGGGUGACCAAAACCUACUCCGAAUUUUAGAAUAAGUAACACUUAUAUUAGAGAGUUAAUGUAGACAAGAGAUAAAAUAUAUGAAGAUAUUUAUUAAAAUAUAUAUAUUAAAUGUACGUAAAAAGUCGUUAAAGCGAUAAAACAGAAAGCAAGUAGUGAGAAUUUGUGUGAAUAUAGAAGAUUUCAGAUAACUAUUGUAUUUUACACUAGUCCCUGUAGUAUUUUUACUAACCUUUUGUACUUCCGUACCUUUUUAAAUCUUGUGUACAUACUUGAUAAUUGUAAACUAUAGUACAGUUAUAAGAUUAACUCACAGAAACUAUCACACGUAAGGUGUAUUGUCUUGUUUCAAAUACUAGUCAUUGGUAAUAUAAUUAUUUAGGAAUAAUUCACUAGUUUACUUAUUUAGAUCAUUUAUUGCUGUUACUUACUUAUUUUUUGUA
Molecule: messenger RNA, 2257 nt
Organism: Bicyclus anynana (squinting bush brown)
Lineage: Eukaryota; Metazoa; Arthropoda; Insecta; Lepidoptera; Nymphalidae
Product: atrial natriuretic peptide receptor 2-like
Exons: 8
Coding region: 29-1555 (508 amino acids)
Biological process (GO): receptor guanylyl cyclase signaling pathway; cGMP biosynthetic process; intracellular signal transduction
Molecular function (GO): peptide receptor activity; guanylate cyclase activity
Source: RefSeq, a predicted model, not a curated record